Molecule: messenger RNA, 1404 nt
Organism: Trichoderma virens Gv29-8
Lineage: Eukaryota; Fungi; Ascomycota; Sordariomycetes; Hypocreales; Hypocreaceae
Exons: 2
Molecular function (GO): protein binding
Source: RefSeq, a predicted model, not a curated record
CUUUUGACCACACUGCCUCCCGAACUUAUGAAGAAUCUGGUGAGCCAUCUAGACAAUCGCUCAAUUAAGAGUCUUCGCUUGACCUGUAGACUUUUUAGCACCAUCAGGCUGCGCAUCAGUCGAGUCUUUCUCUCCGCCAAUCCACUAAAUAUUCAAGUAUUCCGCUCUAUUGCAGAUCAUGAUGUGUAUCGUCAGGGCAUUACGGAGAUCAUUUAUGACGAUGCACGCUUUUGCCGCUCCUUUGCUGAUCAUUGGAAUGAGUUAAAUCCCGAGAGCCGGUGGCUUAUAGAGACGCCAUCAGAUAAGGAUUGGUUUCACACUGAACGAGAUGAACACAUUUCCGAGGCACAGCAAGCACAUGCAGAGUUAUCCAUUGCAGAAUCAUGGAUAUAUUACCAAGAUCUCCUGCGUCAGCAGGAUGAAGUACUUGCCACUGGAGCUGAUGUUGAGGCUCUUCGAUAUGGCUUGCGACGAUUUCCUGCGCUGCGGAGAGUCACUGUUACACCUGCUGCUCAUGGGUGGUUAUUCACCCCUCUCUACGAGACCCCGAUGAUCCGGGCCUUUCCCUAUGGAUUCAAUUAUCCAAUUCCUCGGGGCUGGCCAACUCGACGUGCCGGUGAAGGUAAUACAUUUUCCGUGCCAUGGAGGGAUUCAAAAGCGAAAUGGCGUGGCUAUUGUAUAGUCACCGAGGCUUUGGCUCAAGAGCAGCAGCACCACCGCGUCUCUGAAUUUCUCAUCGACGCCCACUAUCUUCAUACCGGCCUUAACUGCAGACUCUUUGAGCAGCGAUUCCAGGAGUAUCUAAAUUUUCUAUCCGUUCUUCAGCAGCCUAACUUGAAGAAGUUGCAAUUAUCCCUUAAUGUGGAUGGACAGCAACAUUUAGAUUGGCCAGCUUUUCGGAGCAGCCUUUUGCGCAACGCCCUAGCAGAAGCUUCACAACUGGGGCAUUUCAGCAUGGAGACAAACUGGGAUGAGAAUUACUACGAAGCGGAGGCUCUGCCGCCCGUGCUGCGAACAUUUCUCCCUCUUGAUUGUUGGACAGGACUGCGGCACUUUCGGCUGUGGAACUUUCCAGUGGAUCGUGCUGAUUUAGUAGCAGCGCUCUCACAGCUUACUGGGCUGCGAUCUCUUGAGCUGGGGGUUUUAACCAUAUAUUCUGGCUCUGAUCUUGAGUUACUCAAUGAUAUGCGCGACUCGCUGCGUUGGCAUGAGUGGCUCACGCCGCCCAAAGUCGAUUAUGCUGUACCUAUCCCUGGUAGUUACAUUCAAGGACGCGCAAUUUGGCUUCACGAAGCUGUUGAAAACUUCUUAUAUCACGAUGGCGGGAAUCCCUUUGAUACCGAGACCGGUGAAGUAGGCCCUGGAGUGGGAAUUAUUAGAGACGCAUAUGAUCCAGCGUAUGAG